Messenger RNA from Mycena citricolor, 633 nucleotides. The record is from the annotation of a GenBank genome assembly. Lineage: Eukaryota; Fungi; Basidiomycota; Agaricomycetes; Agaricales; Mycenaceae.
AUGGACGUAUACGUCCAGAUCACGGGUCUGGACUCAGGAAAAACGCGUGGAGUCAAGGCGCUACUUGACAGUGGUUGCAGCACCUGCUGCAUCGAUACCGACUACGCACGGGCAGAGAAGUUGGAUAUCCAAGAGCUUCCACAACCCAUCGUGGCUUGUAACGCCGACAACACCGAGAACAUCAGCGGUCGGAUCACACACUACGUUGAUCUGAGGAUGAGAAUCAGUCCUCAUGUGGAGACACGCACGUUCCUUCGGACGUGCUUGGGGAAAGCCCGGAUCUUCAUCAGCCUCGAUUGGCUGAUGGAACACAACCCCAAGGUGGAUUGGCAGGAGCAGACCAUGAGAUUCAGCCGAUGCCCAGAGCGGUGUCACAUGAGGGGUCACAAGGAACAUCAAGCGAUGAUUGACAUGGAUGCAAUUGACCUGGACACGAGCGCACCGGAUCUGGAAGAGGGAGAAUCAAUCCUGUUGGUCGACUUUGGGAAAGAAGUGGAUCUACGGCUGAAGGAAACACCGGCACAGAAAUUCGCAGAAGAAGCGGAGAGGGAGAAGGAGAGAAUGACCGAGGGAAAGAUUCCGGAUCAAUACCGGGAAUUCGUCAAAGUAUUUGCCAAGGAAUUGUUCGACUGA